This is a messenger RNA of Penicillium psychrosexuale, 216 nucleotides long. RefSeq lists its product as uncharacterized. NCBI's taxonomy places the organism in Eukaryota, Fungi, Ascomycota, Eurotiomycetes, Eurotiales, Aspergillaceae. The record is from RefSeq and is a predicted model, not a curated record. Bases 1 to 216 code for a protein of 71 amino acids. The transcript is spliced from 2 exons.
AUGGAGGAAGCUUUUCAGUCUUUGACGGCAGGGAAAGUUCAGGAGUUGCUUGUAUUCUGCGGAAUCGGCGACUGCAACUAUGAACCUAUCAAACAACACAUCCUAGGCAUUUCUGACUUUGAUCUACCACCUCUUCUUACUCCCAGAGCUAGUCCGGAUCUAGAAGCAAAGCGUGGCUCUUACCGGUUCCUCCCCACAUCUGAAAAAAGAAGUUAA